AUGAUCGACUCCAGCUCCAAGCAUCGGGAUAGAAAAGGGGCGGGAGGCAGAGCCGGGGGAGCAGCAGCGCGGAGAGGCCGCGACUCCCCUCGCUCCCUCCCACACGGCGGGCGCCCCUUCCGGCCGCCAUGUUGGCGCGUCCCGCGGCUGCGCACUCGGCGGAGCGGGACGAGGGGAGGGCUCGCUGUUUGUGUCCCCAGCGCGGAGGCCAUGGCGGCCGUGGCGGGGGCCGGCACAGGCUCCGGCUCCGGCACCGGCGGGGCCCGCGCCGCGACCACCAACAUCUUGGCACAGCUGCGGCACGGGCAGCUCAGCGGCCGCGGGCUGACCCGCGGGGCGCAGAUCACAGAGGCCUUGUUGAAGGAGAGAGAUAAACAGGCAAAAUGGAAUGGGAUCCCCUUGCUGUUGCAGAAGCUGUAUGAGCACAGCCACCCAAACAGCGACUUCUCCCAGUGCCAAAGCAUCCUAAAGGAAAUUUCUCCACUUCUCUCGAUGGAAGCCAUGGUUUAUGUCACAGAAGACAGAAAAGCUGCUCAAGAGUCCAGUUUCCCAAACACAUACACGUUUGAUUUGUUUGGAGGAGUCGAUCUUUUAGUAGAAAUUCUCAUGAGACCAACUCUUAUUACACAGAAAAAGAAGCAGAAAAUAAGUGAUGACCUCAUCAAGGACUGUUUAAGCAUACUGUACAACACCUGCAUAUGUACGGAAGGAGUCACAAGGCGGCUGGCAGAGAGAAAUGACUUUGUGUUGUUCCUGUUUACACUGAUGACAAACAAAAAGACAUUCCUACAAACUGCAACGCUCAUUGAAGAUAUCCUGGGAGUUAAAAAGGAAAUGAUCCAGCUGGAUGAUAUUCCCAACCUGGCCAGCCUGGUGUCCAGCUUUGACCAGCAGCAGCUGGCCAACUUCUGCAGGAUCCUGGCUGUCACCAUCUCAGAGCUUGAUACAGGCAGUGAUGACAAGCACACACUUCUGGCCAAAAAUGCCCAGCAGAAAAAAAACUUGGGCCCUUCCCGAGCUGAAAUUAAUCAAGCUACACUUCUGAAUAUUCCAGGCUUCAUCGAGCGGUUGUGCAAACUGGCCACAAGGAAGGUGUCUGAAACAACAGGGACUUCCAGCUUCCUGCAGGAGCUGGAGGAGUGGUACACCUGGCUGGACAAUGCCCUGGUGCUGGAUGCACUGAUGAGAGUGGCAAAUGAAGAGGCAGAGCAGAGCAGUACAGAGUCUUCAGAUGAGAGUGGACUGGCCAACACCUCCACAAGGACACAGCUGCCCCAGUCCAUGAAGAUCAUGCAUGAGAUCAUGUACAAGCUGGAGGUGCUGUAUGUUCUCUGUGUGCUGCUCAUGGGCAGGCAGAGGAAUCAGGUUCAUAAAAUGAUAGCAGAGUUCAGACUCAUUCCUGGCCUCAAUAACCUGUUUGACAAACUCAUCUGGAGGAAGCACUCAGCCUCAGCCCUGGUUCUGCAUGGACACAACCAGAACUGUGAUUGCAGCCCGGACAUUACUUUAAAGAUACAAUUCUUGAGGCUUCUUCAGAGCUUCAGUGACCACCAUGAGAACAAGUAUCUCCUUUUGAACAGCCAGGAGCUGAAUGAGCUGAGUGCAAUCUCCCAUAAAGCCAACAUCCCUGAAGUGGAUGCAGUGGUCAACACUGACAGGAGCCUUGUCUGUGAUGGGAAGAGAGGUUUGUUGACCAGACUGCUUCAGGUCAUGAAGAAGGAGCCAGCAGAAUCCUCCUUCAGGUUUUGGCAAGCAAGGGCAGUUGAAAGUUUUCUGCGAGGCACCACCUCCUAUGCAGACCAGAUGUUCCUCCUCAAGAGAGGGCUCCUGGAGCAUAUUCUCUACUGCAUUGUUGAUAGUGAGUGCAAGUCACGGGAUGUGCUUCAGAGUUACUUUGACCUUCUGGGAGAGCUGAUGAAAUUCAAUAUUGAUGCAUUCAAGAGGUUCAACAAAUACAUCAACACAGAUGAGAAGUUCCAGAUAUUUCUAAAUCAGAUCAACAGCUCUCUGGUGGACUCAAACAUGCUGGUUCGCUGCAUCACGCUGUCCCUGGACCGCUUUGAGAAUCAGUCUGAUGCUAAAGUUGCAGAGGUCCUGUCCGAGUGCCGCCUCUUGUCCUACAUGUCCCAGAUGUCCAUGAGAAUGUCCUUCCUCUUCCGUCUCAUCAAUAUUAUCCAUGUACAGACACUUACACAGGAAAAUGUCAGUUGUUUGAACACAAGUUUAGUUAUCCUAAUGCUGGCCCGAAGGAAAGAAAAGCUCCCUUUUUAUCUGCGCACCUUGCAACAGAUGGAAUACACAGAAAAAUACCCUGGCUUCAUCCUGAACAACUUCCACAGUCUGCUGCGAUUCUGGCAGCAGCAUUACCUCAACAAGGAUAAAGACAGCACCUGCUUAGAAAAUAGCUCCUGUAUUAGUUUUACCUACUGGAAAGAGACUGUUUCGAUACUGCUCAGUCCGGACCGGACGUCCCCCUGUGCCAUAGUCAGCUACAUCGACGAGGCGUACAUGGACAUUGACAGAGACUUCUCCGAGGAGUAAUUCCCACCUCCAGCUUCUGAUGGGCAGCUCGGAGGGUCCCUCACAGCCCGGGGAUUUUCAGGGAUACGCUGUGUAGUGUGUGUGUGCAGCUCGGAGCUGCGGAGCGUCGUCCCACCCCCACCCCUGCUGGCCCCCAGCUCUGACCUCUGAGACUCGGACAGCUCUCUGGGCAACACAUUCAGGGAUGUAUCUUCCAGUUGUUCUGGGAUAAAAAUAAUCACCUGCACAAA
Molecule: messenger RNA, 2771 nt
Organism: Haemorhous mexicanus (house finch)
Lineage: Eukaryota; Metazoa; Chordata; Aves; Passeriformes; Fringillidae
Gene: TRPC4AP
Product: transient receptor potential cation channel subfamily C member 4 associated protein
Exons: 20
Coding region: 1-2541 (846 amino acids)
Biological process (GO): ubiquitin-dependent protein catabolic process
Cellular component (GO): Cul4A-RING E3 ubiquitin ligase complex
Molecular function (GO): phosphatase binding
Source: RefSeq, a predicted model, not a curated record